Molecule: messenger RNA, 678 nt
Organism: Symbiodinium pilosum
Lineage: Eukaryota; Dinophyceae; Suessiales; Symbiodiniaceae
Source: the annotation of a GenBank genome assembly
AUGCAAGCGUGGGCACCGCCUACCAAGGAGGCGGAGGAGCUUGAACACUGGGAUAGUCGUCCGCUGCGGCAGCGUGAACGCACGGCUUCCUGCGUGGGGCAGGCGAGCCUCGAGGCGUCCGAGUUGGAGCGCUGUCUCUCAACUCACGACAAGGCAAUCAAUUGGAGAGCGCUGGAAGUGCCAUUGGCUUCGCAGAUCAAAGGGCUCGCCCUUUUGCAAGAGGACGGCGGCAAAGUGCCAAGACUGCUGGCUCAACCUCCCCGGCCUCAGCCUGUCAGCGUACCCCAGCCACCUGGGAAUUCAGGAAAACCUGGGCGGCACCUGACAAGCCUUCAGGCUCAUGGUGUAGCACCAGCGCCAGUUCAUACUGCACGUCGUCCCAACCAUGCGCAUGCAGAACAUCGCUCUCCGCCACCAAUGCGUACAGGCAUCACCAGUGAUGCAUCCCUUGGAGGGCGGCCAGUGAACCGUGGCAUGGAAGCACGAAGUCCACCACUUCCUCCCAGAGGCGUCAUCCGCGCCUACGGCGUGUCCCCGGCAUACCGUGAGCUCCAUAGAGACCAGCGCCAGAUGGACCGGAAUGGGGGUGCCCAGCACCGGAAGAGUAGCCCCUGGCACUCCCGCGCAGACCGGAUUGGAAAGGCUGGAAAGUUUUUAGUGCACAUGCCAGGCCGAUAA